UUUCAGAUGACCUGCGAUGACUGGAACAGUUUUAUUCAAGUGAACAUUUAUGGGAAAACUAUAGAAGGUCUUCAGCAACAGGGAGUUGUGUUGGAAUCUCUUUUGAACAAUAUCGGUUGCUCCAAGCUUUGGAUUGUGGAGGGCUCAAUGUACACGAGCUUAACUAAUGAAAGCUCUACAUAUUCUGAAAGUACAAUCGAACCAGUUGUUCCACUAAGUACAACUUUGGCCACUAACAAGCUUCCUCGAUUUUCAACUCCUGCUGUCGGCCAUUCAAAAUAUAAUUCUGCAAAAAAUUUCACAUUGAAUUUGGCUGAGAAGCUAUCGGAGAUUCUAUCGGAUGACGAUAAAACUGAUAAAUGCCUGGAGAACUCUUAUCAAUCCGAAACUUCCAGGGAAGACGUGAUUCAGGAUUUGCUCGAAGAAAUGGUACAAACUGUUGCCGAUGUUGAUCAAGCUCCGAUUCUUUUGAGCACAACUCUCGCAAACAUUGGUGUUCCCCGCUUUUCAACUCCCAUCAAACCACAAAAUGGUUUGGAUCGAAAGUUUACAAUGAACAUGACAGAAAGAAUUUCCGAAAUUGAUUCGAAUUAUCAAGGUUAUGAAUUAUUCGAAGAUUCCUCCAAUGACUGUACCACUUUGAUCCCCAACUGUCAGGAGGUCGAAUCGUCAUUUUAUCGAGCACUUCCUGAAGCAGCUAGUUCCAUUGUUCCAUAUCAGGAAGGAAAGAGAAGAAGCUCGAGACGUUUGAGUACUCUGAGUAGUCUCAAAGAAACUGUCAAAAUAGAGCCUACAGUUUCAAAGUUAACGAAAAGAAGACGGCUCACAUCGAUUGAAAGCUCAAAUGAAACCAUGGUGCCACACUCCGAACCAAUUCCACUGGAUAAAGAUGGAUUCUCAUAUGAACAACCAAUUAAUGAAUAUGGAGAUAAUGAAUCGUUUUUGUCAGCAAAAAGUCUUUGCACUGAGCCCAGGAGUUCUAUUUCUGAGGACGUGAAGCCGGUUUUGAAAGCUACGGAUUCAGAAAGAACAGUUUCGAUUGGGAAUCAUAUCGUUGAUCAUCAUCCAGUCAUAGAACUGUCAACUGAGCAUAAUACCAUGGGAGAGUUUCAAUAUGAUUUCGAUGAUGAGGAUACUGUGCUGAUCGGAAAUUAUGAAGAAGUUGGAACAGAAAUUGAUGAGGCAGAACAGCAGAAUGAGGAAAACAGUGAAGAUGAUGAAGAGGAUGAGAGCCCGAUUCCUUCGACGAAAAAAGUUUCGUUUGCUGUUCCAGUUGUCCAACGUCUUAACAAGCGAAACGAGCAAAUGAAUAAAAAUCAUAUUAUUAAAUGUAAUUUCGAAGGUUGUAAGCAAAUUCUCUCGUGGAAACUUCGAUACGGCAAACAACGACUUCUGGAUCAUGCAAUGACUCAUGAAAAUGAAAAGUGUCUCGUUUGUCGCACAUGUGAAUACUCUUGCAGUACACAUCCCCAAAUGAAGUAUCACUAUCAAAAAAUGCAUCCAGAAGUGAGGUGUGAUGGGUUUAAUAUUCAGAAAGUGUUCAAUAUCGAAUUUGAUGAAGUGGCGAUUUUCGAUCUUUUCCAAAAGUGCUUCGGAGCACAUUCUUCCAUCAUCGGAAAUAUUGGGAAACCGCGGAGAUAUAAAAAAUGUAAAAACUCGCUGAAAAAUACUCCAGAAGUCGACAAUGAGAAUGUAGAUAAAGACUCUCCAGGACCAUCACACGAUCUUUUCUAAAUUCGCUGAUCGUCUUUCGCUACGACUCUGCACAAUGUGUUAUUUGUCAACUCAUGUAACAUUUGCAAUGUUUUUUAGUAAUAGUUUCAUUGUUUUGUUUUGUUUUUUGUUUGUUAUUGUCGAGAUAAACUUAUAAAAUAUGUUUUUCAUUAAAAAAUAACUUGUUUUGUAAAUUUUUUGUCCGCGAGUUUUUCAUCUAUAAUACCUUUUUUGACUAUUAAAUUCAGUUCUGUAUAUAUGUGAUAUCACUAAAUUUUAAUAUACCUUCUUAAAGGCACACGGAGUUAUUCAGAUGGGCAUCGAGGCGCAAAAAGUUUAUGGUACUUUUCUUUAACUUUUUCGGCUGCUUCAUUCCUUUUUUAAAAACAUUACUUCGUUUUUUGCUAAUUUUCUUAUUAACUUUGCAUUUUUCUGUUAAAUUUUUUUAAUAUCCUUCUUCGUGUAAAACAUGCA
This is a messenger RNA of Caenorhabditis elegans, 2187 nucleotides long. It is a transcript of the gene zim-3, whose product is annotated as C2H2-type domain-containing protein. The transcript is spliced from 8 exons. Bases 7 to 1734 code for a protein of 575 amino acids. NCBI's taxonomy places the organism in Eukaryota, Metazoa, Nematoda, Chromadorea, Rhabditida, Rhabditidae. The record is from RefSeq and is marked reviewed.